CUGCACCACAUCCCUAUUAGUUAGGUUCCAAUUGACAUUAAAGACAAACAGAAAGCCCCAUGAAAUGAAUGGGUCGAGGCAGGGGUGGACUGACAACUCAUGGGGCCCCCGGGCAAUAGGGGAUCAUGGGGCCCCUGUGCCCUUGCCCAAACUCAAAAAAGCCUAUGAAAAAGGUACCAGGGGCAUCUCAUGGGGCCCCCUACUGACCCCGGGCCCUCGGGCAGUGCCCGAGUUUCCAAAUGGUCAGUCCGCCCCUGGGUCGGGGUGCUCA
Molecule: messenger RNA, 271 nt
Organism: Staurois parvus
Lineage: Eukaryota; Metazoa; Chordata; Amphibia; Anura; Ranidae
Source: the annotation of a GenBank genome assembly